CAAGGCCCAAAUCGACUAGCUCGCAAAAGCUGCAGCUAGCGUCUGUAAGACACUAGCGUGUAGGCGCUUAGCAAAAAAAGCCAAGCUAAGCGCCCGAGUCGAUACGGGUGUGGCGACAGGCUCAAAAGGACCACAGCUAGCGCGCAGACAGCGCAAGCUCACCACUGAGGCCACCGCGCGCACAACCCAGUGCUUCAGCUCUCCAGCACCCCCAAAGCUGUGCGCAGCGCGCGACGCCGCGGGACAGCCGAAAAAGCGCAGCACAAGCAAAGAUGUCCGACCGCAAAGAAAAAAAACACAAGAAGAAGAAGCACAAGAAGGACAAAAAACCAAGACUCCACGAGCGCGUCGGCUACACCGACGACGACAACCCGUUUGGGGACCGCGAUCUGGGGGCGACGUUCGUCUGGAAAAAAAAGGAGGACCAAUCGAAAAGAAAGAAGCGGCCCCCGCCGUCGCGCGACGAAGAAGAUAGGAUCGAGGAGAUCGAGAAGGUGCGGAGGCGAAGGGAUGCGCGGGAGGCGGAGCUGGCCGAGAUGGAGCGGCUCCGGGAUGAGGAGAGAAGACUAAGGGACGCGGAGCAGUUCGAGGACUGGCAGGCGAAGGAGGAGGACUUUCAUCGCGACCAGACGCGACUUCGAAGUUUGUUGAGGUUAGCUGGUGGUAGAAGUCGGCCGGUCGACCGGCUGGCGAGGAACGUAUUGCUGGUCGAGUUGGGCGAGAAGGCCAUGAAAGGCGACGAGGAGGACUACUCAGCCGCCCAACGGUGCGAGGGCGACGCGCUGCGGGCGCUGGCUGACUUAGAUGUGGAAGUUCAGCCGCCGGCGCGCGUCCUCGAGGGUCUGUCCCGAGGUCAAUUGGAGGAGAUUAGUACGGACGCGCGCGAGUAUGCUGCGAGAGAGGGGAGUGACGGCAAGUGGCGCGACUUCUGGCGCGCUUUACUUGUUCUCAUUGAUGACGCGCUCGAGGGGAGCGACGGGCGCGCGCUCGGGGCCGUUUCUGGGGAUGUCCAGUCGUUGCUGCGCGGGAAGACGCGCGCCGAGCUGGAACAGACUGCGGCAUCAGCUAGGCAAAGAGCGGAGGUGGCCCAGGACGACGCGUACUGGCGCGCCGUCGCUAGAGCUGCGGAUCGCGCCGCCGCCACGAGAACGCUGGACGACGCUCAUUCAGAGCUAUUGCAGCGCCAGCUCGUCAUCCUGAAGUGGCGCACGGAGAAGUUGCGACAAGACCCGGAAGCUGCCAAUAGGCUGAGGACGCAAGAGACGCCAGUCGUCGCGCGAGGCGACGUCGAUGUGAACGGCGACGAACUGCGCGCGAGAGAAGUCUCCAGGGGCUUCGCCGACGACGAGGAGCAGAUGCUCGCCUCGUCUGAAGUCGAGACCGCGAACGUGCAAGGGCUGCGGAAGCCUAGAUACCUCAACCGCAUCAAGACGGGCUACGAGUGGAACAAGUACAAUCAAGCGCAUUAUACCCCUGAAGAACCACCUCCAAAAACAGUACAAGGGUACAAGUUCAACAUUUUCUACCCCGAUCUGGUCGAUCCGAGCAAGCCUCCGAUCUAUAAAUUGGAGGCGUGUCCCGGCUCGGAUGAUUUCGCGAUCCUGCGCUUCAAGGCGGGACCGCCCUACCGAGACGUCGCGUUCAAGAUCGUGAACCAGCAGUGGGAGUCGCAGCCCAAAAGAGGUUUUCGGUGUGUCUUCGAGCGGGGCAUUUUGACGCUCGCGUUCAACUUCAAGCGGUGGCGCUACCGGCGGUGACGCGUCGGCGGCGGCGUGCGAGCUGCACGCCAUCGCCGCGGAGCCGUCGGUCGCUGCGGGUGGCGGGCUCCUCACGCCAUCGGCGCGGCGCGGCGGCGUCGACAACGUGCCAAAUAAAACUACCUUGUGUUUGAAACCUUACGCAA
Molecule: messenger RNA, 1903 nt
Organism: Pelagomonas calceolata
Lineage: Eukaryota; Pelagophyceae; Pelagomonadales; Pelagomonadaceae
Source: the annotation of a GenBank genome assembly